Marchantia polymorpha subsp. ruderalis is the source of this 1212-nucleotide messenger RNA. The record is from the annotation of a GenBank genome assembly. Lineage: Eukaryota; Viridiplantae; Streptophyta; Marchantiopsida; Marchantiales; Marchantiaceae.
CCCCGAGGGGCCUUCCUCUCGGUUCGUCCCAGAUUCGUGUUGAAAUGGGCGUUCCCUUUUCGUCGCACGCCCCCAUUUGUGACAGCUUCACCUUUCAGAGCGAGCGGCCUCCCUCUGGGGCCCAGAUUCGUGAGCGGCCUCCCCCUCUGCGGCUCAGAUUUGCCCAGGUUCAUGGCUGGCCAGGCUCUCUGCCCUUAUUGACUUUCCGGGUUCAUUUCCGAUAUAAAUUCCACUCCUCCUCGAAUGUUGUACUUCUCUUCAUCCUUCACUGGAUUUCUAUCUGUUUGGUUAUAGAAGUAUCUUGUUCUUGUUAGUUCAGGAGGUGAUGCCCAAUCUUACCACAAUGUCGAGAAGAGAUCAUCCCUGUCACUGGGAGGCAUGUCACGUAAUUUUCGCAUGCGAGGUGGCAGAGUUAGUAGCGUAUUACGCCAUAUCUUCCACUCUCACAGUCUACCUUACGACAGUCCUGCAAGAGACCGAGGCCGAGGCAGCCAGAAACUAUAUCAUCUGGGCAGGAACUACGUUUGUUACUCCCAUUAUUGGAGCAUUUGUUGCGAAUGCAUUCUUGAAUGCAUUCUUGCGAAUGCAUUCAUGGACCAUCGUCUGGUCCAUGAUAAUAUAUUUCCUGGCAUUGGUUUGUAUCACGGUCUCCAUGUCCUUCGAGCCAUUCAAACCUCCGACGUGUGAUCAUCAUCUCCUCACCACCAUGUGCGACAAGCCUAGUGUGCCCCAAAGAGUCUUCUUCUAUGGUUCAUUGUACUUGAUGGCCUUAGGAGCGGGAGGAAUCAAAGCAUGUGUGACGGCAUUCUCUGCAGACCAAUUCGACGACACUGAUCUUGGGCAGAAGCAUGAGAGGGUGUCGUUCAUGAACUGGUGGUGGUUCAGUCUGAGCGUCGAGCGUAUCAUGGGCUCGGUAGCCGUCUUCCCUUGGGUGCAGGAACAGUAUGGUUGGGUAUGGGUCGGAGCAAUUCCAGCCGGAAUCGUUGGAUUUGUAACUCUGAUUAUCGCUCAUCCUCUGUACUACACUCUGAACAUUUCUGGAUGAGUCUGGGACUCGUAAGAUUUGCUCCAGACUAAUAGUGUACACUAGUGAUAAACUCUGCCACUUCUAUCCGAGGCCGAAAACGAACCGUAAACUCGGAUAGAAUUUACGUUUUCGGCCGAUUAUGAAUUCAGAUUGAGCCGAAAUUAUUCAAUAAAUUCUUAUUUCGA